Tilletiaria anomala UBC 951 is the source of this 1161-nucleotide messenger RNA. RefSeq lists its product as uncharacterized. The transcript has a single exon. NCBI's taxonomy places the organism in Eukaryota, Fungi, Basidiomycota, Exobasidiomycetes, Georgefischeriales, Tilletiariaceae. Gene Ontology annotation, cellular component: mediator complex. Gene Ontology annotation, molecular function: transcription coregulator activity. Gene Ontology annotation, biological process: regulation of transcription by RNA polymerase II. Bases 294 to 968 code for a protein of 224 amino acids. The record is from RefSeq and is a predicted model, not a curated record.
GAUACACCUCCAGGGUAGCCCCAUCCCACACUCUCGAUCGGCGUGCCAGCCCAGACAUUCACCAGCAACCAGCAUCAUUGGUCGGUGGCAUUGGGGUAGCGCCGCACAGCAGGCAGCCGCCUCACAAGUCACACACCCACCCGCGAACUCGGCACUUUGGCCGAACUCUUCUGCUCGCGUGGAUGAGGCGGUGAAUUUCCUAUCAGUUGCACACGGGGCACAACAGGGGGUCAGCAGGACAUGCAUGGCUCAUCGCUAAAGCCCGGCAGAAGGGAAAAACAUAGUGGUGGAAGAUGAGUGCGGUAGAUGCUGGGUCGGCCGCUGCUGGCAUCACGGACAGCAGUGGGCCUACUGCUGCUGCUGGUCCUGCCAACGCGAUAACAAGGCCUUUCAGCACAGACGUAUCUCGGCCAUCUCGCCUCGAGACCGGUCGCCUCGGUCACCUCCCACCUGGGUUUUCUCGCGCUCAAGUGCAAAGCAGCAGAAACCGCAACUCAUCCUCAACUGACCAAGGCCGACCCGGCACAAGCGUUGCGGCAGGCCAAUCAUCUUCUUCCGGGCCUACUGAUGCAGCAGGACCUGGCUCCGCUUCAGCCGCUUACGGUCAGGAGCACCUGGACGCACUGGCCGAGAGUGCCAACAAGACCAUCGAUGACGAGAUCGCCACUCUGCUCGAUGCCUUCCGCGGCAUCGUAGAGCUCGCCACUGUCGCGGACAAGGACGAGUUCCGGAUAGCACAAGACGGCCUGCAGAUGCAGAGCAAGGCGGACGCCAUGGUACGCGCGACGCACAACCUGCUCCUCCUUUCCAAAGCUCUCUCCCUCUCACUCCUGCUGUCCAAGUCGCCGUCCUCUCAGGCAAUGCGAAGGCAAGCACAAACCCUCAUCGCCGAGUCGCAGGAGCACAAGCAGCGCUCGGCUGAGCUCGUCCAGCAUAUUCUUCAUCACCAGGCCUCACCCACUUCCUGAUUUGGACAACGGGGCAGUGCGUGUAUUCAACAGCGGCCAAGAGGAGCAAAGGAUGGAUACCAGCAGGCGAAAUUCGUGGUGUGCUCAUGUUCUCAACCCGUGGCUAAGCUGGAGAGGCCACAAAGCCUCCAACCCUCUCAUCAACUGUGAUCGCACGCAUUCGUAUGCGGCGUGGCCGCUUCACCCGCAGGGC